Penicillium nucicola is the source of this 912-nucleotide messenger RNA. Its product is annotated as opsin family protein. NCBI's taxonomy places the organism in Eukaryota, Fungi, Ascomycota, Eurotiomycetes, Eurotiales, Aspergillaceae. The record is from RefSeq and is a predicted model, not a curated record. The coding region runs from base 1 to 912 and encodes 303 amino acids. Gene Ontology annotation, cellular component: endoplasmic reticulum; plasma membrane. The transcript is spliced from 5 exons.
AUGAUAUAUCCUCCUCCUCCAUUUGACGAAUUCCCAUCGCUGACGGCCCCGGCCACCACCUCUUCGGUGGCGCCCAUCCCCACCGUGAUCCCGGGGUUGGAAACCUGGCAGGAGAUUCACGAUGUGGGCAUGCGAACUCUCUGGGUAGUGACGGUGCUGAUGGGCGUCUCCUCGCUGGUCUUCUACCUUCUGGCAGCUCGCGCUCCUCUGUCAAAGAGAAUCUUCCAUAUUCUAACCUCAAUCACAACCACAAUUUCCUUCAUCAUUUACCUCGCCCUAGCCACAAACCUUGGAAGCAACUUUAGCUUCAGCGAGCUCCACGAGAAGCACAAACAUGUCCCAGACACAACAACCCAGGUGUUCCGCCAGAUCCUCUGGCUCCGCUACCUUAACUGGGCCCUAACAACUCCAUUGAUCUUUAUCAACUUCGCUCUACUCUCCGGCCUGCCAGGUGCGAACCUGCUGCUAGCCAUAUUUGCCGACCUGGUCAUGCUCUCUACCGGCCUACUCGGCUCAUAUGCAAACCACGGCCGUGAACGCUGGGUGUGGCUGACCAUCUCAUGCAUCGCUUACCUGGUCGUGAUCCACCAUAUUGGAUUCCAUGCGCAGAGAGCAGCGAAGACCAAGGAUGUGCGCACGAGACGCUUCUUCGGGGCUGUUUCUGGGUCUGCGAUUCUGGUACUGGCGUUGUACCCUAUUGCACUCGCGGCUGGACCCCUCGCUCUCCAGCUCAGCGUCGAUACGGAGACUGUUCUUUUUGCCAUUCUGGAUGUCUGGACUCAGGGAAUCCUUGGAUACUGGCUUCUUCUGGCCCAUGAUAGCUCGCAAGGAAUUACCCUGCUCAUGGAUGGCUUCUGGUCUCGUGGCGUUGGCAAUGAGGGUGCCAUUCGCAUCGAGGAAGAGGGCGCUUAA